Molecule: messenger RNA, 4909 nt
Organism: Candoia aspera
Lineage: Eukaryota; Metazoa; Chordata; Lepidosauria; Squamata; Candoiidae
Product: collagen alpha-1(XV) chain-like
Exons: 23
Coding region: 172-2562 (796 amino acids)
Biological process (GO): extracellular matrix organization
Molecular function (GO): extracellular matrix structural constituent conferring tensile strength
Source: RefSeq, a predicted model, not a curated record
GAAAGAGAGAGAGUAAGAAUGUUUAAUCACAGUACAUGUCUUCUAAAAUGAGGUGCCAGCUGAUUGGCAGACAGAGACUGGUGGGCGGGCAUCUCCAGCUGAUAUGAACUUGGGUCAGAAGUGCCAAAGGUUGGUGUGGAGGCAGCCAAGCUGUAGACAACUGCAGUGCCAAUGGAGACUCUUAGAGGAAUCCAGGCGUUGGGCUGCCUCUGCCUCAUCUUGCUCUUAGGGGGGCUAACUCCCCCCAGUGCUGCUCAGUACAAUUGGUGGCCUUUUGCAGAUCCUGAGACCACAACCGUUGUGAUUCCCACAGAUGCAGAAACUGAUGUGAAGCCACCUUCUGAGCAGACACUCCUGAGUAGUUCCAUUCCUUGGAAUACACCAGAUACAUUUACACAGGAAGUUACCACUACGGAAGGAAUGCUGGACUUGACUAGUUCAUCAAGUGUAAGAAAAGAAGAUACUUUUGAUAAUACAUCUCCUUUUUCAACAGUCUUUGAGGGCAGUGCUGAGAAAGAAGAUUCUGAAUUCCUGAGGAUCCAGGAGGGUUCAAAGACCUUGACAACUUCAUAUUACCAAUCUAUGAUCACUGGAAAAAUUAAGACAACACAGAAGGCUUCAAAAGUCCUCAUGACUUCAGAUCAGCAAUCUACUGUCAGAGGGGAUUCUGUGACAAGACCAAUUAAUAAUACUUCACAGUGUGUCUGUCCAGCAAUACCUGGUCCUCCUGGUCCAAAGGGAGAAAAGGGUGAUCAGGGUCCUCCAGGACAAAAAGGACUACCUGGAGAAACUGGACAAAUUGGCAAACCUGGCCAUCCUGGCAUUCCAGGGCUUCAAGGGCCACCAGGGCCACCGGGGCCACCAGGUCUACCAGGCUCAACUCUUCCUAAAGUAACAGACUUCACUGAUGCCAAGGAUGGAGAAGAAAAGAGAGUCAGUCUUAUAGAAGGACCUCCUGGCCCACCAGGGUUACCUGGUCAUCCAGGUCAUCCCGGACCCCAAGGAUACCCAGGACCUGAAGGCCCACCAGGUCCCCCUGGACUCCCAGGACUUGAAAGCCAGCAGGGGGCUCCAGGGCUUCCUGGGGCUCCAGGCCAGCCUGGUCCUCCAGGAGCCACAGGAUCUCCAGGGAUUCCAGCACCAAUGGGGCCAGAGGGUCCUCCAGGAGUCAAAGGCCCUGAAGGUCAUCCAGGACUUCCAGGCCAGGUUGGUCCACCAGGAUUACCAGGCAUCCCUGGACCAGAAGGUCCUCCGGGAACAGAUGGGCCUUCCGGAAAGAAUGGAUUAAAGGGUGAGAAAGGCGACCCUGGUGAAUGGGGGCUGCCAGGCAAACCAGGGCAGACUGGAGAAAAGGGAUCUCAGGGUAUACCUGGCCCUGUAGGGCCUCCUGGCUUACCUGGUGAUAAUCAGUGUAACUCUCAAGCAAGUCUUCAAGGAGCUCCUGGUCCUAAGGGUGAAAAGGGAGAUCCAGGAAAAGUGGAUUGCCAGAGCUGCUGCAAGGAAGCCAGAAAUGGCCCACCUGAUUCUUGGGUGCCUUUUCUCUACCAAGAGAAUGGCAAAGGAGACACAGAAAUAUAUGGUGCAGUUGUCAACCAUGGUCCUCCAGGCCCCCCAGGAAAUCCUGGCCCUCCAGGCCCUCCUGGCGUCCUUUAUAUCAAUAGAGUGUACCCAGUCCGACCCAGGCCACAUUGCAAGCAGCCGGUGAACCAGGAUCCAUGUUUGGAUUCAGAUACAGUGCUGCCUCUGAAGGAUUCUUCCUAUGGAAGCCAGAAUGGAUAUAAGCGCUCUACCUGGGUCUUCAAUUCGAAAGAGACGAUGUUGAAAUCUACUUCCUCCAUCCCUGAAGGCAGUUUGGUCUACAUCACUGAAGGGGCUGAAGCCUUCUUCAAGACCCCUAAAGGAUGGAGCAAACUUCUGAUGGAGGAUUCUGAGUCUCUAUUUGCAGCUGAUGACCCUUUGGUGCCUACAGAAAAGAACCAGGUCCAACUUGAUGAAAGUCACGUAAGAAUUCGGAUUACACCAACUAGCAUCUCCCAGAGGGUUCCUGCACUCCACCUAGUGGCACUAAAUGUCCCUCUGACUGGUGACAUGAAAGGGAUUAGUGGUGCAGACCUGCAAUGCUAUCAGCAGGCGCAGGAGGCAAAGCUGCAUGGAACUUUCAGGGCCUUCCUGUCUUCAGAUACACAAAGCCUUAUUUCAGUUGUGAAGAAAACAGACAGGAAUCUGCCAGUUGUUAACCUUAAGGGUCAGCUAUUGGCAAAGAGCUGGAAUUCCCUCUUCAGUAAGCAUGGAACUUCUGAUUUCAACUCCAUGAAGUUUCCCAUCUAUGCGUUCAAUGGGCUGAAUGUCAUGACAGACCCUACAUGGACCAAUAAAGCCGUCUGGCAUGGCAUGAAGCUUCAGAGAAGGCAGUCCAAACCUCAAGACUGUCAAGGCUGGAGGAAAGCAUCCAGCCAGUUAAGGGGACGUGCCUCUCUUCCACUUAAGGGCACAUUCCUCGUGGAGGAUACCUGGAGCUGCUCAGAUUCCCUGAUAGUUUUGUGUGUAGAAAAUGCUGUUUGAUAUUUGCACCUAGGAGGAACAUAGAAUUAGACUUGCAGGGAACAACAGAAGGCACUCGUUACUGUCCAGGCUGGAAUGGGUUGAAUGAAAGAGGCCUAUGCACUAAGGCAGUGUUUCUCAACCUUGGCUAGGGAAUUCUGGGAGUUGAAGUCCACACAUCUUAAAGUUGCCAAGGUUGAGAAACACUGCACUAAGGCGUUAAGGUACAAAGCACAGGUUGGGAAAAGAAGUGUGUAAAGAACCAAAGCCACCCAUUGCCUUACUGCAAGCUGCCGUGAGUGUUUAGUCUACAUGGACAGCAUCAACCAGACUGCUUGCUCUUUGGUCUCAGUGCAUGGAUAGAGCCCCUGUUAAAACUAUUGUACUUGCAUAUACAAAUAUAUACAUCUAUUCAUAGACAUUUCUUUGCCAAAAAGUGGCAGAAGUCUGCAUUAGUCACAGUCAUGUUUAGGAAAUAUUAUGUGCCCCUAUUUCUAAAAGAUUCCUGAAAAGGGAAUUCAGUAGAAUCUGACAAAGAGAAGUCUACAUGUGGGUUACUAGCACAUGUACACUCAUUAACAUCAUGGAGCUGUUACUUCAACAGCUAAUGGGAUGAAUAGUGUAAAUCCUUUCCCUAAAAACAUAAUAUGUACCUAAAGCAGUGUUUUUCAAACUUGGCAACUUUAAGAUGUGUGGACUUCAACUCCCAGAAUUCCCCAACCAGCAUGCUGGCUACAGAAUUCUGGGAAUUGAAGUCCACACAUCUUAAAGUUGCCAAGUCUGAAAAACACUGACCUAAAGCAUUCCUGGUUGAAUUAGCAUCUCUGGAAAAGAGCCAAUGAAAGAGAUUUUGUAAUCAUCUCUGUAGAGUGUCAUUUAGUUUCUAACAACAGUAGUAAAGUUGGAACUACACCGUUAUAUGUAGAUCCCAAGAACAUACAGUAAUGUUAUUGUGCAAAAGUGCUGCCUGUGGUAUCAUAUUUAAUGGGGAGAGGGGACUUACUAUUUUCCAUGCCAGUUAUUUGCUCCCCCUGCUCCUUUCCUGGAAGGAUAAAACAUAUUGUACCCUAUACCUAAAGAAGGGAUUUUAACUGGCAAGCAGAACAAUUCUUGUCAAGGAAAAUGUUAAUUGGUGCCUUCUCAAACUACAUGGCUUACAAAAAUUCUCAAGACCUUCACUUGCCAUCGUGCAUGCAUCAUAGUUGAUAUAAAAAGAGUUUGGGGGAAGGAAUUACAAGAAGAGAAUUGGAAAGGUUUAAGCACCAAUUACCCCCUGAAAUGGCCACCUCAAACAAACUUACUUUCACUAUAAUCACCAAAUUCUGGUUAGGGAAACCUGAACGUAUUGGUAUACUUUAUAUUUCUUCUCACAGUAUGAACCAGUUCUUUCUCUUCCCAAACUGUGGUACCAAGCCUAAGUAUCAUAGUAUUAUCCAAGAGAUGCAAACUAUGAUUCCCAGGAAUGCUACCUGACACUGCAAUAUUCUUUGUUUGUCAGAACCACAUUGUUGCCUUGGAUUCAGAUUGUUGAUUAUGCUCCUGAAGAAGCAUCUAGAAGGCUAUAUUAAAGGCACCUGCAUGCAUAACUCAAGAAAAUGUUUUUUUUUAAUUUCCACUGUUUGUAAUUUAAAUUGAGAAUGUGUCUAACAAAAUGCUAUUUUAUUUCACACUGCUAUUUAAAAAUUAAAUUAUCAAAUUAAAAAAGAGAAUGAGAUAUGGAUCAGGACUAUAAUCCCAAAUAUAUAAAUCUCAUGAUAUAUCUCAUUACAUUCAAGCAGUAUAUACUUUGGUGUAGUUACGGCAAAAAAAAAGCGUAUUAAAGUUUUUCGCUUUGGGGCCUCAUUGAAAUUAAUGACUAUCUUAACUAUCAUUCAUUUCAGCGGCCCCAGAUGACUAAUUUAGGGAAGAUCCAUCCCGAUACAAUUGUAAAAUAUUAAAGAAUUUAUAAGUCACCUGACAGAUGUAACACAGGUUUAAUCAAAUGUGUAAAAUGCGGGGAAAAAAAUGUAUCGUUGAUAAAGAAACUUGAUUACAGACCGUUGCUGAUCUGUAUCAUUUUGCCCAUGUAACCAGAAAGGAUAUGUGCUAACCUAUGAAAAGAAAUCAAAAUAAAUUUUGAAUCUUCCCAUUGUUGUAAUUUAUCCAGUGGAAGGUGCUAUUUAUAUAUUGCUUAACAUGCUUCACAUUUAUUUCUCUAAGAUAAAUUGCAAUUAAUUUAUCCAUUUUGUUUUUUAAAACAAAUUCCCAUUUGUCUAAUGUUAUUUUGAAGCUGAUAGCUGCUCUUUGGCUUUUCAAUCUCUUCUCAGUUUCCUAAUGUCUUCUUAAUCAGUUAGUUACCAGUCUGUGAAAUAAAAGCCUUUUACUGAGA